AUGCCGCCGCAGGACCCGAUGGCGACUAACCAGGGGCCCGAUGAUGACCCUGACCCUGACCCCGACCCCGACACCACGCAUCGACAGCCCCAUGAAGCUGAUCCUCAACGUCUUCAACGCACAAGAACAUUUUCCUUGGCUGGCCCGCCUACGUACGAGGCUACGCAACACUGCUACCGAACAGACAGCUAUGUUCAACCGGAAUACCGUACCUACCAGGAACGGUACGAGCAGGAGAGGGCCCCAAUAUGGGGCUUGGCAGCACCCCUUCCUCGGACCGUCCGGCCUGGAAUGAGACCGAGACGUGCUUCUGAUGCUCAGACACUGCCGGGUGAAGUGCCUACAGUCAACAAUGUUCAAGAUUACAUGCGUCAUGUGCAAUCCAACGUUAGCCACCAACCAUCGACAGCACGUCCACUUAGACGCCCAUCGACGAGACGUCCUACAUAUCGACGUCCGUCGACCACUGAACCGAUUCGGGAGGACAGUCCCCCGACCUAUCGCCCAUCAGAAGAUCAUUCCGAGGUGCAACCUACCGAGACCGCAGCAGCACACACCUCCCAAGACGCUUCUCACCUAUCGCGAGUUGAUCUGUUGAGAACCGCUGCCGCCAACGCGUGGCAACAGCAUGACGAUGCUUCUGCUGAGCACGGCGAGACUUUUAACGAGCGAACCCCCGGCCAAGUGGAACAAGAAAUUUCUCACCACGCCUCCCACGAUUUCGCGACCGAUGCACCAUCUCGCCCUGCCCUAGCCCCAAUCCAAGAAGUUCCUCGCCCAUCACUGGUGGACAAGCCCGAGGUCGAGGCGCUCCGUAAACAGCUUCAGGCACAAGCCGACUUUGUGCCACACCGCGGCCGCUCCAUCGCCCGCGCCCCGACCGAAUGCGACUGGGAAGCGCCGCCGCACCACCCCACACCAGCGCAGCGCUUCUUCUCGCACCUGCACCGCACCCACUCCCGCCGCUCGCAGUCGUCGUCCUCCGCGCGACACGACCCAUUCCACCACCAGGAAUACCUCAACACCUGGUCCAAAUACCGCUACUUCCUCCGCGAGCCCCUCUCCGAGUUCCUCGCCUGCUUCGUCAUGAUGUUCCUCGGCUUCGCGGCCAACCUGAUGAACAAGAUCAACCAAGUCUCCGACCCCAGCGUGAUCCGCUACGGCGACUUCGUCUCCACCAACCUCACCUGGGGCUGGGCCUGCAUGGCAGCCAUCUACAUCGCCGGCGGCGUCUCCGGCGCACACCUCUCGCCCGUCGUGACCAUCACGCUCUGGCUGUUCCGCGGCUUCCCCCGCCGCCUCAUCUGGCGGUACGUGGUCGCGCAGCUCCUGGGCUGCUUCCUCGCGGCGCUGGCCGUGUACGCGCUGUACCGCGACGCCAUCACCACCACCGCCACGCAGGCCGGCGUGGACGCCUACGAGGCCAUCUUCGCCACCAGCUCCGUCUUCCACACCAGCCCCUCGGCGGGCGUCGGCAGCGCGACCAUCUUCUGCACGCAGGCGCUGAUGGUGGCGCUCUUCACGAUCACGGUGCUGGCGCUGGGCGACGACCGCAACGCGCCCCCCGGCGCCGGCAUGAACGCCUUCAUCGUGGGGCUGUUCGUCUUCGUCAUCGCCGCCGCGUUCCCCUACAACACGGGCGCGAGCUUCAACCCCUUCCGCGACUUUGGGCCGCGCCUCGUCGUCAGCAUGGUGUGGGCGCGCGGGGACAUCUGGACCGUGCGCGCCUGCUACUGGAUCUGGGCGUGUUGGGUUGCCCCGAUGGUGGGGAGUCUCCUGGGCGCGGCCGUCUAUGAUAUCUGCAUCUUCACCGGCGGGGAAAGUCCCGUCAAUUAUCCGGGGAUGGGCACCGCGGUGUUUGAACGGACUGCGGAGGGGUGGAAGCAGCGGGUGAAUGCGCUGCGGGGGAAGGGGAGGGAGGCGGAUGAGGAGCAGGGCGAUUUGGAGCUGAAACGGAAGGAGGGACAUUGA
Messenger RNA from Cyphellophora europaea CBS 101466, 1971 nucleotides. RefSeq lists its product as uncharacterized. Bases 1 to 1971 code for a protein of 656 amino acids. Lineage: Eukaryota; Fungi; Ascomycota; Eurotiomycetes; Chaetothyriales; Cyphellophoraceae. The record is from RefSeq and is a predicted model, not a curated record. Gene Ontology annotation, molecular function: glycerol channel activity; water channel activity. Gene Ontology annotation, cellular component: plasma membrane. The transcript has a single exon. Gene Ontology annotation, biological process: water transport; glycerol transmembrane transport.